Molecule: messenger RNA, 1997 nt
Organism: Branchiostoma floridae (Florida lancelet)
Lineage: Eukaryota; Metazoa; Chordata; Leptocardii; Amphioxiformes; Branchiostomatidae
Product: prostaglandin reductase 2-like
Exons: 9
Coding region: 125-1171 (348 amino acids)
Biological process (GO): prostaglandin metabolic process
Molecular function (GO): 15-oxoprostaglandin 13-reductase [NAD(P)+] activity
Source: RefSeq, a predicted model, not a curated record
AUGCAAAUGCCGGAAAUGGUCUGACUUCUGACCCCUAGCGGUUCCCGCGGAAAGGUCAGUCUGCAGCUGGACGCCGGCCGGUGUGUACCGUAACGUUACCUGUUUGGCUGAAAAGCAACUAAAAAUGUCCACCAACAGGAGAGUCGUCCUUGCAAGUCGGCCAGGUGUGAACGGUGAGCCAAGACUUGAGAACUUCCGCUCAGAGGAUUGUGGGUAUCCCGUGGUGCAUGAUGGGCAGAUUCUGGUCAAAACUCUGUUCCUUUCUGCGGAUCCAUAUAUGCGAUGCAGGAUGAACGAGGACACAGGUGCGCACUACCUGUCACCAUGGCAACUGGACCACGCCUGUGAGGGUGGGGGAGUGGGCGUGGUCAUAGACAGCCAGCACAAGGACUUUAAACAAGGAGACUUUGUGGAGUCUUUCAACUUGCCAUGGCAGCAGUACAGUCUGCUAUCACCCGAUGGUCUCAGGAAGCUGGAUCCAACUCUUCUUGGAGGCAAACUGUCCCUUGCACUGGGUGCUCUUGGGAUGCCUGGAGCAACUGCUUUGUUGGGCAUUCGAGAGAAGGGCCAUGUGACCCCAGGAGCCAAUCAGACGUUUGUUGUGAGUGGAGCUGCAGGGGCUUGUGGGUCUUUAGCUGGACAGAUUGCACGACUGGAGGGUGCCGCCCACGUUGUAGGAAUCUGUGGCUCCGAGGAGAAGUGUAAGUUGUUGAGGGAGGAGCUCGGCUUCGACCAUGCCAUAAACUACCGGACAGACAACGUGGCAGACAGACUGAAGGAAAUCUGCCCACGUGGCAUCGACACGUACUUCGAUAACGUGGGAGGAGAAAUCAGCGAAACAGUUAUAAAACAGAUGAACGCAGGGUCCCAUGUGAUCUUGUGUGGCCAGAUCAGUGUGUACAACAAAGACGUUCCCUACCCCCCUCCCAUCCCACAAGUGGUGACGGACAUUCUCAAGGACAGGAACAUCACAAGGGAAAGGUUCCUGGUGCUUAAUUAUCAGGACAAGUUUCAGGAGUCUUUAAUCCAACUGGCUACAUGGGUUCAUGAGGGGAAACUGAAGGUGAAGGAAACAGUGAUGGAAGGGAUUGAAAAAACUGGAGAGGCGUUUGUGUCCUUGAUGAAAGGAGGAAAUGUUGGCAAGAUGAUUGUCCAUGUGGCUGACCCCUGACCUCGAACAAGUCAAGAGGCCUGGAUGUUUUUGUUGUUGUGUAAGAUGACAUAUGCUGCUGCUAAUAAGGACAUUAACAGUUUAUAGUUGUUAUAUCAUGUCAGUUGGCGAGGAAGAUUUCGUUGAAGUUUGACAUGUUUUUGUGUAAGAUAUGAAAAAGGACAUUGAAUAUAAUGGCUUGUAUUUUGCUAUGAUUCAAUUUUAAUUAUCAGUUCUAUGUGUGAUAAGUUUUUUCCUGAUGUUUUAUUGUUAAGUGUCGACCGAUGAUGAUGAACGUUAACACCAAAAUACAUUUUUAUGACUAUGUUCAGUAAAACAUUUUUAUACAUCGAAUGUAAACAUUUGCAACAAAUAUUCACACUUUCGAUGCCAUUGAACAUCAAACCAAGUCUAAAGAUCAUACUUCCCUCUCUUGCUUUCUGUUGCCAAGUAAUUGAAUUUUACGUUAUUAAUAUUUACAUUUGUAAUGAUAACAUCACAUUGAACAUGGUAGCCAAUAUGGAGCCUGCACCAUGGCUAAUAAACAUUCAAGAAGCCAAAAAAGCAAAUAUUGUAAUAUCUUGCAACUGUAUGUUAUGAUUUAGUAAACAUUGUUGGCAUCUCAAAAAAAUCACUACUUUGCAACAGGAAUCAAGAGAUGGAAGUAUGGUCAGGUUUGAUAUUCAUAUAACAUACUAAUUACAAUGUAUUUUUGGUGAAAAUGUCUGAUGCUAAUGAUGUCAUAGGUACUAGUAGGCCACAAUUGAGAAAUGAAAAAAAAUGAUGAAGCCAGGGUUUUUGUAGAUAUUUAUUGUCACAGAGAAAAAUGUACAAUAAAUCUUUGCUA